Messenger RNA from Rotaria sp. Silwood2, 219 nucleotides. Lineage: Eukaryota; Metazoa; Rotifera; Eurotatoria; Philodinida; Philodinidae. The record is from the annotation of a GenBank genome assembly.
AUGGCUGAUUUCGACCCAUCAAGUGAAGAUAAUGCUCCAAGUGGCAUGAAUCCACAAAUUGCAGUAUGUCCAUCAAGACCUGAUCCUCAGGUAGCAGUGUGUCCUCCGGGACCUGAUCCUCGGAUUGCUGUAUGUCCUCCGGGACCUGAUCCUCGGAUUGCUGUAUGUCCUCCGGGACCUGAUCCUCAGAUUGCAGUGUGCCCAGCACGUUAUGGAUAG